AUGCCAUGUUGUCGACUGUCGUGCGUGCAGGCGUUUGACCGUCUGUUCACCUUCCUGAACACGACCAAGGAGGUGCUGUUCGCCGACCGGCCCCGCAUACGCGCCAUCGUCUCGUACCACAUACUGCCCGUCGUGGUGACCACUGCUCAGCUGUUCAACGGCCAGGUGCUGCCCACUCUCAACCCCGACGCCAACAUCAGCGUCGCAAAAACACGUGCCGGCGCCAUCACCCUGUUCAACGCCGCCUGUCCAGCCUGCCCCAAAGCAAGGGUCAUCAAGGCAAACAUCCCAAACAUUGUGCCUGAUGCCGCCGCCAAGCGCGACUUCACCAUUAUCCACAUGAUAGACACUGUGCUGCUGCCGUCGCUGUGA
This is a messenger RNA of Monoraphidium neglectum, 372 nucleotides long. RefSeq lists its product as hypothetical. The transcript is spliced from 3 exons. Bases 1 to 372 code for a protein of 123 amino acids. Lineage: Eukaryota; Viridiplantae; Chlorophyta; Chlorophyceae; Sphaeropleales; Selenastraceae. The record is from RefSeq and is a predicted model, not a curated record.